AUGUCAAAGGUUGACCUUUCAAACUCGGUGAAUAUCACAUCUGGUGAUUUUGAAAGUACCGAAACUCAAAUAAUAUAUUAUCUUCAUAUCAAUAUUAAGGAUGAUACCCCGAUAUCACUGAUUGGUUCAAGCACUGGAUCAUUAUCUGCUGCUGCAAAAAAUGCUGAAAACAUAAGGGUACAUUCCGAGCUGAAGCGUAAUCUUGCGGAAUCAUAUGAUCAUGACGAAUCAGCAACAAAAGCUCCUUUAGCUUGCAAUGAAGAUUUCAACACUUAUAGCAAAGAGAAGCGCAAGACGAGAAAAUAUACUACUUACUCGAAGGAUUCUAUAUCAGUCACCACUGAUUAUCAGACCCCAGUUUCACUGAUGGAUACAAGGGGUUCGUUGAUGGAUUCAAGUGCUGGUGGUAUGGCUUUGCGUAACAAAAGGGGAGGAAAGAUAAAGACACCACUUGAGCUGAAGCGUACUCUUGCGGAAGAAUUUGAUUGUGACGAAUCUGAAAGUAAAGAUCCUUUAUCUAUAAAUGAAGGACCUAAGUCACUUUUGAUUCCCAAGAAGGAAAAAUGAUCAUAUCUAUCUAUUGUUAAGACUUUUAUUAAUCCAUGUUUAGGAUAUCUACUAUCUG
This is a messenger RNA of Helianthus annuus (common sunflower), 625 nucleotides long. RefSeq lists its product as uncharacterized. The coding region runs from base 1 to 567 and encodes 188 amino acids. The transcript has 5 exons. The record is from RefSeq and is a predicted model, not a curated record. NCBI's taxonomy places the organism in Eukaryota, Viridiplantae, Streptophyta, Magnoliopsida, Asterales, Asteraceae.